Molecule: messenger RNA, 2289 nt
Organism: Anopheles moucheti
Lineage: Eukaryota; Metazoa; Arthropoda; Insecta; Diptera; Culicidae
Gene: pippin
Product: facilitated trehalose transporter Tret1-2 homolog
Exons: 5
Coding region: 136-1872 (578 amino acids)
Biological process (GO): transmembrane transport
Cellular component (GO): membrane
Molecular function (GO): transmembrane transporter activity
Source: RefSeq, a predicted model, not a curated record
UCUUAAGGUAGCUUUUCCUGCCUUAUUCCAUCUAGAGAAAGUGAUUCUGUACAUUUGUUUAAGGCAAGUGUCCUAGGAACGAAAGAAACCUAUGUUACUGUGAAUUUAUUUUAAAUUUACACAAACUGCACUGCAAUGAAGAUAACAGAAAGCUAUUCACCCGAAGAACGCUGGGUGCCACAGGAUACCACAUGCCUGGAAACGGAGCUAUGUUUACCGGAUGGUGUAAAGCAUACCGGCAACGAACAGGAUUCGCAAGAAACCGGCCCGAUACUUCUAUCGCAGCACGAUGAAAUCAAAGUGAAAGAAUCAACGGAUAAAAAGGAAGCGGCAAAACACGCAAACGAGCAAUGCACAAAACUCAACGAACCGUACUAUACCGACAGCAAACAAAAUCGCACACUGGCGGAGGUUGUUACCGUGUCCACAACAAAAGGCGUAUUCCAUCAGUUGCUGCUCACAUCUGCCGUGCUACUUCUGGCUGCCGCCUGUGGCAUGCCAAUUGGCUACUCAGCUGUCCUAUUGCCACAACUCUAUGAUGCCAACGAGUCCCUGACUAUCGAUAUUGAAAUGGGUUCCUGGAUUGCAAGCGUCCAUAGUCUGGCAACUCCAAUCGGAUCGUUCGCCUCCGGUCCUAUCAUGGAUCGUUGGGGCCGACGUCCCGCUCUCUUGCUAGCCAUCGUACCACUCUUCACCGGUUGGGUCCUACUCGCUACUGCAUCCUCCCAUUUCCUACUCCUCCUGGGGCGUGUAGUAGCAGGAAUCUCCGUAGGAUUAAUCGCUGCACCGGCACAAAUUCUGCUGGCAGAAAUAGCGGAACCACGGUUACGUGGCCUUCUGAUCGGUGCACCGUUCGUGUCCUACUCGCUCGGCAUCCUGCUCGUGUACGCACUCGGCAGCCAGUUCCACUGGCGUGAAGUUGCUUGGGGUGGUACGGUGCUACCCCUGCUGUCCUUCAUCGCGCUGUUUUUCGCACACGAAUCUCCCGUGUGGCUUGCCCGCAACGAUCAGCCUGAUCGUGCAUCGGCAGCACUAACCUGGCUCCGUGGCUGCCCCAUACAGGCGAAACAGGAGCUACACAAACUUACGGAACGGUUCGAGGAAGAACAGCAGCAAAACAAUGGCCGGCCGCAGCGGUUCUGGAAAUCGCUCGGUGAAAUCGCCAUCAUUAAACCGCUCAUCAUCAUCAAUGCAUUCCACGUGCUGCAAAUCCUCUCCGGCACGUAUCUCGUCGUGUUCUACGCCGUGGACAUCAUCUCCGAUCUUGGCGGCAGUGAUAUCAACACCAUCCAGGCGGCCGUACUUACAGCGAUCGUGCGUCUAGCAUUUACACUCCUGUACUGCUUCCUGCUGCUAAUGAUGCCACGCCGGCUAAUGGUGACGCUCAGUGGACUCGGUUCCGGAUUAAGUUGUGUGGCGAUUGCAGCAUUCAUGUACAUACGUGCCGAUGAACCAAAAACCCAGUACGAUACGUAUGUCGCCGCGAUACUUAUAUUGAUCUACAUCGGUGCCAACACCGGCUUUAUGACCAUGCCCGGCAUAAUGAUCGGUGAACUGUUGCCGGCUAAAAUCCGUGGCCAAAUAGCGGGCUAUCUGUUUACCAUCUUCAAUCUGUUGCUCUUUAGUGUGGCGAAAGGGUUCCCGUACGCUAAAGCAGCACUCAAAACGCAAGGUCUGUUCCUUAUGUUCGGUUUCGCCUCGUUCGGUGCGUCGUUGCUGUUGUUCUUUUUGCUGCCCGAAACGAAAGGACGCACACUGCACGACAUUGAAGACUACUUCCAGCAGCGAAAUUGGCUCUGGAUGAAUCGAAAACGUGCCCCGAAAGAUCCGUCCGUUGGUGGCGAAGAAGGGCGACCACUGUCGAACGAGUGAGCGUGUGCCAAUCGCUGGUGGCAGUGUAGCAGGAAGGAUACAUCAUUUUUAUGUGAUAUUUUACCGUACUUUGUAAGGGCCAUUCUACAUUAAUUGAGUGAAUGUUAGUGGGAUUUUGGCGGAAAAAAGGGAAGAAAAAUACCCACACAAACACAGUCUGUAGACAUUAGACGUUAGACAACUUAAUGCAUUCCAUAAUCAUGGAUUCCAGUGAGUGUGCAUGUAGAAAACAAAUGGGUAUUAAGCUAGAAAGUGUAACACAGAACAUUACCUUAUUGAAAAUAUAUACUUUUCAAUUCAAUUCAGCUGUACUCAGGACAUCCAGGGGCUUAGAAACGGCUUCUACUAUUGGUGGCCUUCACUUUCGGCAUCGAUCGGCACUGGAACGGACACCACGGACGUACCUGUGGUAUCAUU